Bemisia tabaci is the source of this 4941-nucleotide messenger RNA. RefSeq lists its product as uncharacterized. Lineage: Eukaryota; Metazoa; Arthropoda; Insecta; Hemiptera; Aleyrodidae. The record is from RefSeq and is a predicted model, not a curated record.
AUUGCGAUCAUUUUCCCUGUCACCGAGUACGCACUGCAAGUAAUUGAAGUAUUAUAUGUCGACUGCCAUCAGUUCCUCAUCUCAGUCGCGAACGAAACAUCGCAUCGAAAAAUGUUUAUUCCCGGGGGGAAUACAUUUAUCGGUCUGUUGAGUGUGUGUGUCGCUGUGGGCGCUGCUUCCAAUUAUGUGCACGAAAAAGGAGCUGCUCGACCACUUCUACUGGGUAGAAAUGGCUGGAGACCCAUAAAACGAGAAAACAACCACGAACACACGCUCAAACUAAAUGAACACGAAGAAGAUUUCACACUUGCAGGAUGGUCGGAGCAAUCAUCGCCUUCACAACUCGCAGGUCAAUCAAAACCGAAAAGAUCUGCACACAGAAGAAGGAAACACCCUCAUCACGCUGGACAUAAUGACUUCUCAUUAAAUCUAGCGGCGUCUAAAGAUAACAUUCAAGAGGAUUAUGAUUACAACAUCGAGGAAGAAGUCCAGGAUAUACCGACAGGUGACGAUCGAUUCGAUUCCUUUCACAGCCAUGAUAACGAUAAUGUCCAUGGAUCCUCAGUUCCGGAGGGAGACACAGGUCAUGAUGCAAUCGAAGAAUCUGAUCCUAAACCAAAUAAUGGGUUCAGAUCAGACAAAGCUGGUUCCUUCGGUGCCAGUUUGGUUCCCCAUCGCUCAGGGCCUAAUGUGAUUCAACCUCCAAUAAUAUAUUUCGAGGAGCCGAAGCCUGGACCGGAACAAAAUGCAGGGACACCUUUAUCACAAGAUACAAAUGGAACACUUGUUCCAGUUGAUCCAACUAUUUCUUUACCAACCAGUCCUAGUGAUGACAUUAAACCAGAGGGCCCGAAAACAGCCACCGAAGAAAACACGUUUGAUUUGGCUGCACAAAGCACGGUUCAAACUCCUGUUGCUGCGAGUACUAAUCGACCCGAUAUUGAACAAAAAACGGUUACGUCUCAACCCUCAUCAAGUGCAAAUGGACAGUUCACAGUUCCAUACCUCAAUUCUCAAGCAACACUCGGACAUACGGAUCUUGUAUCGAGUAUUCCCGAUAAGUUGACAACACCCGGUGGUUUGACGGAACCUGUACCAGCCUUUACGAGUGUGUCCGCGGAUGAUGUAGUGAAUAUCACACCGGCAACGUCUUACACAACUCGUGAUGAUACGGGUACAACAUUUGUGCAGUCAGAAUCCUCAACAACUGCACGUUCCACGGAUGAAGAUUCACACCAAAAAACCGAAAAUCCAUUUUAUAGUAGUACUACGAGGAGUUUCGAUGAUAAAGAUUUGUCUCAACAGACUGAAAAAGUUUCGAAUUUCCCAGUUACAACACCUGCGUUGGAAAGAGAUUUAGGUCAACAAACGGAGAAAAUUUCCACAAUUCCAGUGACUACAGAAAAUUACAAGACGACAUAUGCUCAUGAGGCAGCAGAUGUUGGGCAACAAACUGAAAAGAUCUCAAUAGUACCAAUUACAACACCUGCAUUGGAAGAAGAUUUAGGUCAACAAACCGAAAAAAUAUCUGUCAUUCCAGUUACAACAGAAGGUAUCUUCACGACAAUCGCUCAUGAAGAAGAUGUUGGGCAGCAAACUGAAAAAAUUUCAGUAGUACCAGUUACAACAGAAAAGUUUAUUACAACUCCUGCGUUGGAGAGAGAUUUAGGUCAACAAACCGAGAAAAUCUCUAUUAUUCCAGUUACUACAGAAAAUUACAUGACGACAUUUGCUCAUGAGACGGCAGAUGCUGGGCAACAAACUGAAAAAAUCUCAAUAGUACCAAUUACAACACCUGCAUUGGAGGAAGAUUUAGGUCAACAAACCGAAAAAAUAUCUGUCAUUCCAGUUACAACAGAAAGGCUCUUCACGACAAUCGCUCAUGAAGCAGAUGUUGGACAGCAAACCGAAAAAAUUUCAGUAGUACCAGUUACAACUGAAAAGUUCAUUACAACAGUCGCAUCGGAGGGAGACUCAGUCCAACGGACCGAGAGACUCCCAAUUCUCCCGGUCACUAUAAAUGAAGGCAUUACAACGGUGGCUCAGGAAAGAGAUGAGGUUCAACAGACUGAGAAAAUAUCAGUAUUCCCGGUUACAACAGAAAAGUUUUUCACCACGGUCGGGUUGGAGGGAGAUGAUGUCCAACGGACCGAAAAAAUUCCAAUCAUUCCCGUUUCGUCGACAGAGCACGUCACAGAACAAACAAAAGUAGAGGAUACAUUCCAACAGACUGAAAGAGCCACAACUUUUUCAGUUACAACGGAAAAAUAUAGUCCUAGACAAGAGCCUGAUUUAGUGCAACAAACCGAGAGGAAUUUAUUUCCUUCGACCGAAGAAAACUCUUUCCUAACAACAAUUUCGUCGAUUUCGAAUGAUUCACCACAAGUAACCCAGGGCGAUAGUCAAAUAACCAUCUCUCAAAGUACCACUCAAGGGCGUCCAUCAUAUGAUCCAUCUGGGGAGUCGCAGAACACCGUGACAAUAAUUCCUACUGCCUCACUGAAUAUCAAAGGUCACCCUAUCUUUUCUCCUACGGAGGAGUCUCAAACAACAGAUCGUCAAACAACACACCCCUUCAGCGUGAAAGGAGACCCCACCUACAAUCCUACUGAGGUUCCUCAAACAACGUUCCAGCCAACCACUUACCCUCCGAAUGUUAAAGGACAACCUCAAGCCGAUGUAAAUGAUGUACAACAGACAACCGAGUACCUUCAAACUACCACUCCGGAGAUCAAAGGUCAUCCCACUGAAGUGCCGCAAACCACACAAUACAUCAUUCCAACGACUUUCCCUCCAAAUGUUAAAGGUCAUCGUUCAUUCGUCCCAACAGAAGGUCCGCACUCAACAGACUUUCCGACAACAAUGCCCUCUAAUGUAAAAGGGAAUCCCUCUCAAGUCCCUUCUGAGGUGCCGCCAACAACUCAACAGCCAACAACGUUCCCGCCAAGUAUCAAGGGACGACCACCUACUACAGUGACGGAUGAACAACAAACAACUUUCCCGCCAGAAAUCAAAGGAUACCCUCCGACCACACCCGCUGAAGUGCCACAAACUACAGAACGCAUAAUUCCGACUACUUUUUCUCCGAAUGUAAAGGGUCAUCGUGCGUUUGUCCCCUCUGAAGGGCCAUUGACAACAACUGUUUCCAGCGUAAAAGGUCAUCCUACGACUGAUUUUCCUACUGAGGUACCACAAACAACAUUACCUCCUACAACUAAUCCGCCGAAUAUCAAAGGACAACAGCCGUCUGUUGUCAACGAUGUGCAACAAACAACGCAAUACCCCGAGACUGCCCCACCUGAAGUCAAAGGUCAUCCCGAGAGCACGCCUACCGAAGUGCCACAAACGACGGAAUAUUUAAUUCCGACAACUUUUCCUCCGAAUGUAAAGGGACACCGGGACUUUGUCCCGACUGAAGGGCCAAGGACAACAAUCCCUUCCAGCGUAAAAGGUCACGAUACGACGGGCAUUCCCACAGAGGUGCCUCAAACACCAUUCCCUCUAGGGACAUUCCCUCCGAGCGUAAAAGGACAACCACCGACUGAUAUAAGCGAUGUGCAACAAACAACACAGUACCCCGAGACGGCGCCGCCGGAGAUCAAAGGUCAUCCCACUGAAGUGCCACAAACUACCGAAAACGUAAUUCCUACCACUUUUCCUCCAAAUGUGAAAGGUCAUCGUACCUUUGUCCCAACUGAGGUGCCGCAGACCACAGAACACAUAAUUCCCACCACUUUUCCUCCAAAUGUGAAAGGUCAUCGUACCUUUGUACCAACUGAGGUUCCGCAGACCACAGAGCACAUAAUUCCGACUACUUUCCCUCCAAAUGUGAAGGGUCAUCGCACUUUUGUUCCAACUGAAGGGCCUCAAACUACAGAGCACGUAAUUCCAACUACAUUUCCUCCAAGUGUUAAGGGCCAACAUCCCUUCGUGCCUACUGAGGGACCGCAGACAACAGAGCCUUCGACACCAGUACCACCUAGCGUAAAAGGUCAUCCCACGUAUAUCACGCCAGAGGUGCCUGUCACGACACAGCAACCGGUAGUUUUCCCACCGAGUGUAAAGGGUCAUCGACACUUACCUUAUCCAGCAUUUCCUCCCAGUAUAAAAGGCUACCGCGCAUAUAAUCACACUGUUAAAUCGUACUUCCCGGCUUUAUUAUCCGAUUCAUCUCAAAAUGUUCCUUUUCUAAACAUUCAUCCGUCUAGCGUUAAGGGUCAUUACAGUGAAGAGCCUGUUAGUUAUAGUCAGUUCUCCAUGAGUAAUUUUAGACGAGCUGGUAGCAAUUUAAAAUCUGCCAGAAAGCCCCGUUUUGAAGAAAACGUUAGAGGGAGAGAUAAUGCAGAUUACGUUCCUUUUUCCAUCAAAGGGACCAUACAACCAGUACCUCAUCCCCAAAUUUUUGCCGAUUUUUCAAAAGGAGGUCCCGGUAUGAUGGAGCCAAGAAUUAUCCCCUUAAUUCCCGAAAUUCCUCUGGUUCCUAAUCAUAUAACACCAUUUAAACCAUUGAAUGAUGGUGAUGAUGAUAAUAAUACGCAAGAGGAUAUUAUGGGACAGCCAGUGUAUGAUUUGAAAGUCGGUCCCAAUGUCAAAGGUAGAGGAUAAAUUUUUACCAUGAAAUUCUGUAAUAAUCUUCGUUCUCAAUCUGUAAUUUGUAAUGAGAGGAGAUAAGGGCAACUUUUUUCUACGAGCUCGGACUUUCCUAAAAAUAUUUCGUUACCAUCCAAGAAGUGUAGCCCCUUCUCGCAGAUCAUUAUCUCGUUUUAUUUCAUUGUCUAAAUGUUUAUAGUUGUGGUAAAAAAAUGUGUCUUCCUUUAAAUCUAAAGAAGUACCAUGUGUUUGCAUGGCAUGUAAGUAGGUAAUCGUUUGAGUUGUGAUUUUCAAGUUGUGGAAUGCUGAAUAUUUAUUGUAUGAAAUAAAUUAUUUGUUUUUUAUACGUUU